AUGGGCCGUCCGCAAGACUCCAGUUCUGAGUCGGACUUCCAACCCGAACCAGAUUCUGAGACGUCGCAAAAGCAGAAGAAGCCAAAGACGACCAACGGUGCUGCUGGUUCAAACUCGCACAAGACCACUAAAGCCGUCAAAGCCUCACUCGCGCCUGCCCCACAACCUGCCCCCGUAGGCACACAAGACGACGCCUGCCCUAUCGACUGGGACCUCCCAGCCUUCCGAUACUUACGUCCCUACCAUUGCGAAAUCUCCGAGAUGCGCUCGCCCUUGAAGCCAAAGGCGGACUACAGUCUCACCAGAGCGGCAGAGAUCCUGAACAACAAAUAUGAGUCCAGCAAGCACCUGACGGAUGAGUCGUGGCGGAAGAGGUUCUCCGCGGUACAAGUCCUCGUGUAUAAGGCUACGGGUUUGUACUGGGCGCGUGAGUACAAGAAUGAAUUGAAGAAGAUUUUCGCUCCGCCGCACUGUAAGGCCACAAGGGCUGCCAACGGGCCGCAUGGCAAGAUGGACCCGUAA
Messenger RNA from Westerdykella ornata, 522 nucleotides. RefSeq lists its product as uncharacterized. The record is from RefSeq and is a predicted model, not a curated record. Bases 1 to 522 code for a protein of 173 amino acids. The transcript is spliced from 2 exons. NCBI's taxonomy places the organism in Eukaryota, Fungi, Ascomycota, Dothideomycetes, Pleosporales, Sporormiaceae.